AGACACACAGAAAUAGGUUUCUUCGCGCUAACAAUUUGCGCUUUACUUUCAAGCGUAUUUGAACCUGUGAAACAACCAAGUUCGUAAGUGUCGUAAGGAGGAAGAUGCAGCUGCCUGGAAGCGGUCCCGGCUACUCGCCGGUGAGCCAGUUCGGUCCGGUAGGUGCCGGGCAGGUACCCGUGCUGCCAACGCGACCGAAAGAAAAGGUGGAAUCGCUCUUGGUGAUGCUGACCUUUGCCGCGGGUAUCGCGGGCCUAGCGCUGCCAAUCGCCUGUUUGAUGUACUACCCGGCGGGCGUCAUCAUGGAGCCAGUCAUGUUCAUCGAGAAAAUAUACCAGCUUUUCUUCUCCGGCCUACUCGUGCUCGGAGAGUCACAUCACGGUACAACUGAAGGACGUUGUUUUCUAUGCAUAAAUGACCACGUUUUUCUCUUUCACCAUGACGGAUGUGAAGUUUCGUUGCACUACGAGGAUGGCCGCGCCCUAUGUAAGGAAAAGGUUCUGAAAUUUAUCCCGAUAAUCAGCAAUCGAAUUCGUUUCUCCCAGGUGGUAGCCGUCGUAUCCACGAGGCGCAAACUGCGGUUUACUACGGAGCAAAGUUGCUCUCACGGCUAAUGGGCAAAGGCCUGUUCAUAAUUUUCAUCGGCUGCAACUGCUUCAACAUGGUAAAUCCGGACGUACAGGAUGGGUUUUUCCAGGUCUGCAUCUACGCUACCGGCUUUGGCGUCGUAGCCAUUGGAGCAUUGAACCUGCUUGCAGGUAAAGGAUUUAUUUCAACUGAUGAAAAGUAGACGUAGGUUCUUGUCAGGCUCAGGAUACAACUUAAAGAAUUGCAUUACUAGUAUACGCGUAUGUUUCGACCACUUGGUGUUUUCAAAACGAAAACAUGCAACAACUGCAGGUAUCCAGAAAGCCUUCGCCCUGAACGGAAUCCGGUCAAAACUGCAGAAUUGGAGAGACCCAACUGGGAAGAUGCUGCUUCCUGUGCGUAAUUACGACCCGGAGGUGGAGAGCUACCUGCUCGAAAAGCUCGCGUCGCAGGAAUCCCUCGCUAUCUUCCUCAAUCAGUUUUCUACCAAAUACAGGGGACAGGCACUGACGAAAGAAGAAUUCCAAGACAUGUGCCGCAUGGUCAACAAGGAGCCCAGAUUCAAGUAUUACGCUGCUCCAAUUGUGCAGCAUUUUUGACCCAGUUGCAAGUAGAAGCUUAAAGAGGUGGGGUCGGUGUCUUCAGAAAAGAGCAUUGUUGUUUCAUUUCGUUCCCCAAAGACCGCAACGAAAAUAUGCGAAUCAGGUGGCAGGCGUGGGAUCUAGAGCUCAUUUUCGAGUCGAUUACCCAGGACGGCGUGAUAAGCGACACCAUGGUCAUGGGUGUCCAGCUAUGGACGGAAAAAGCUGGGUGUGUUUCAUGCAGCAAGGUCCGUUUUCAUUUUUCUCGCGCUUGCCAUGAUGAAAACUGGAGACUGCUGCUAUGAAACACCCGGCUUUUUCUCUUCAUACCGACCCAAAGAAGCCAUCAGUUUCGACGACAUCCACGAGUGGCUGCAACCGGGGUUGCCUUUGAUGCUUUAAAUUUAAGAAAAUAUUUUUUUGCAUUGCUGGACCUUCUUCCACGUAGAGAAGGAGUUUCAUCGCUUGGAGCACUUCUGCCGAUGUCGUAUGUACAGCAGGAAAUACGCAUGGUAUCCAUGUCAUGGUAGCAAGAAAUCACCGAAAAAGAAAAGCUACUUGGAAAACGCACAAAGAAAAUUGCAGGAGAGUGCAGCCAAAGUAUGCAGC
Amoebophrya sp. A120 is the source of this 1778-nucleotide messenger RNA. Lineage: Eukaryota; Dinophyceae; Syndiniales; Amoebophryaceae. The record is from the annotation of a GenBank genome assembly.